AUUGGCUGACGGACCGACGCCUCCGUCGCCCGCCCGUCCGGAACCAGCGGGCUGAAGGUGAACCCGGCCCGUCUCUCUCCGUCUACCCGUCGUGUGAGCACCGUUCUCCCCGCGCUGCCCACCUCGCCCUCAGAGACAUGUCCGUGUUCAGCGACGUCCCGCUGGCUCCUCCGGUCGCGGUCUUCAAGCUGAGUGCUGAUUUCCGGGAGGACAGCCACCCGCAGAAGGUGAAUCUGGGAGUCGGAGCGUACCGCACCGAUGACUGCCAGCCGUGGGUGCUGCCGGUGGUGAAGAAGGUGGAGCGGCUCAUCGUGGAGGACGCCGGCCUGAACCACGAGUACCUGCCCAUCCUCGGCCUGCCCGAGUUCCGCUCCGCCUCCUCCAGGGUCGCCCUGGGAGACGGCAGCGCCGCCAUCAAGGACGGCCGGGUGGGGGGGGUCCAGGCCCUGGGGGGGACCGGCGCUCUGAGGAUCGGGGCCGAGUUCCUGCGGCGUUGGUACAACGGCGUCAACAACACGGCCACGCCCGUCUACGUGUCGGCGCCCACCUGGGAGAACCACAACAGCGUGUUCGCCGACGCCGGCUUCAAGGACAUCCGUCCGUACCGCUACUGGGACGCUGCUGAGCGCGGCCUGGACCUGGCCGGGCUGCUGGAGGACCUGGAGAACGCUCCGGAACGCUCCAUCUUCGUCCUCCACGCCUGCGCACACAACCCCACCGGCACCGACCCCACCCGGGACCAGUGGAAGCAGAUCGCAGAGAUCAUGAAGAGGAGGAGCUUGUUUGCCUUCUUUGACUCCGCCUACCAGGGCUUCGCCUCCGGCGACCUGGAUAAAGACGCCUGGGCCAUCCGCUACUUCGUCUCAGAGGGCUUCGAGCUCUUCAUAGCUCAGUCCUUCUCCAAGAACUUUGGCCUCUACAACGAGAGAGUCGGCAACCUCACCGUGGUUGCCCGGGACAACGAGAACCUUUCCCGCACCCUGUCCCAGAUGGAGAAGAUCGUCAGGACCACGUGGUCCAACCCGCCGUCCCAGGGAGCGCGAAUCGUCAGCAAGACGCUGAACUGCCCCGAGCUGUUCGCUGAGUGGAAGGGUAACGUGAAGACCAUGGCGGACCGCAUCCUGCUGAUGAGGGACCAGCUGAAGGCCAAGCUGCAGGCUCUGGGGACCCCGGGGACCUGGGAGCACAUCACCCAGCAGAUCGGCAUGUUCAGCUUCACCGGCCUGAACCCCAAACAGGUGCAGUACAUGAUAGCGGAGAAGCACGUGUACCUGAUGGCGAGCGGCCGCAUCAACAUGUGCGGCUUGACCACCUCCAACAUCGACUACAUCGCCCAGUCCAUCCACGACGCCGUCACCAAGGGGCAGUGAGGGCCGCCUACAGGAAGUACCCCCCCCCGCCCCCCCUCACUUCAUCACCUCCUGACCUCCCUCCCGGUUGGGCUGCGUCGGGGGCUUUAACAGUCCGACCAAUGAGGCGCUUUGUUUGUUCUGAAGGUUCGAUGGUUUGAGGAAGACACUUAAACGCACAAAUGUGAAAAGUAAAAAUAAAUCUAUUUUAGAUGUUUUUAUUUUGCUUUUGUUUUUAUCCAAAUCAUUUCAAGUGCUGCGAUGUCAUUUAUAGGACUGGAGGGGACUCGUACGUACUACUGAACAAAUUGAAAUAACGGCUGGGUUGAUGUGACACGUUGCCAUGGUUACAGGUGACGGCCAGAAACUAAACGGGUAAAGAGAGAAAUCCGUCAGAAUUGAACAUGGCAUCAAUGGAAUAUGUUUAUUUAUUAAUCAAGUCGUAACGCUGAAGUGUAACGAGUCUGUCAUGUGACGCCGUUUGAAGGUCUCGUGCCAGAUGUUGCUUUUUCUGCCCUGUGCUGCUCCGUAAGAAUCCUCAACGCCCCCCCCCCCCCGCAGUGUGCCCUUAAUGUGUCACAUGACCACACCCCCCUUCACAUGCUUGUAAAGGGACGGGGAGUUUUCACCCUGUAAUAAAUUCUAAACACAAACCA
Messenger RNA from Pungitius pungitius (ninespine stickleback), 2005 nucleotides. RefSeq names its product aspartate aminotransferase, cytoplasmic-like. Gene Ontology annotation, molecular function: L-aspartate:2-oxoglutarate transaminase activity; pyridoxal phosphate binding. The record is from RefSeq and is a predicted model, not a curated record. NCBI's taxonomy places the organism in Eukaryota, Metazoa, Chordata, Actinopteri, Perciformes, Gasterosteidae. Gene Ontology annotation, cellular component: cytosol. Gene Ontology annotation, biological process: L-aspartate biosynthetic process.